CAACGGUGGGUUUGAAAACAGUGCGCAUGCGCAUCACGCAUCGGUGGAUGGACUCGCAGUGACAGUGAACUGUACAGAAUCACUCGGUGCACAGCGGACCUCGGGACACACCGUGCCUACUGACACUUCCUGCAGAUAAUGGACCAUUUGAUAGAAGACCUGACAUGCUCAGUUUGUUUCAACAUAUAUGAUGACCCUCGAAUUCUAAAAUGCUCGCAUACAUUUUGCAAAAGCUGUUUGGAAAAUAUAAACAGGUCUUCUGAUAGCUAUGUUUGGAGAAUUUCUCUUGGGAGGCUAAAAUGUCCAACUUGCAGAGGGAUUACGGAUGUCUCAAUAGGGGUUCAUACUCUGCCGAUAAAUUUUGCCCUCAAAUCCAUUGUCGAAAAAUUUAAAAGCAACAAGCACUUCAGCGUUCGAACGUGUCCAGAGCAUCACGGAAAACAGUUGAAAUUGUUCUGUGUCAAAGAUAGAAAGUUAAUCUGUGAUGAGUGUUGUGAGGUAGGACAGCAUCGGAAGCAUCCUACUGAAGAACUAGAAAGAGCCUACAGAAAGGAACGCAAGACGGCUUCUAAACUGUUGGCUAUUCUCCGUGAGAAGAAUUUCACAGGUGUAUCUACUGUCAUCAAAGCACUAGAAGAACAGCUGGAGGAAUGCAAAACAAUCAUACAAGAAGAUAAGAAGGAGGUUUUCAACUUUUUUGAUAAAACAAUUGAGGCGUUGGAGCGAAAGAAACAAGAUCUUCUUGCAGCCCUAAACGAUCUCGAUCAAAAAAUAGUUGAUGUUUAUUCUCCAAAAAUAGAGGCAAUGAAACAAAUACAAGACGAAGAACUGGAUCUUCUAUCUUUGAGCAGUACCACACAAGACAAAGAUUCUCCCUUCGAAUACUUAGACAAUAUCCACACCAUAGAGAAAGGGAUGAAUGCUUUAAAAAAGCAACAGCUAUGUUCCGUUCAGGCUGUUGAAAUCUGUCCAAGGGUUGGGCAGAUAUUAAAGGAUCAGUGGAAUAAAAGCAGCAUUAUUGAUGCACAUAGACAGCCCACUCCAAAAUUUGAAUUCAGGUUCAAUGCCACACGUACUGCCAACUCUUCAUUCUCAUGGACUUUAUGUGUGAUGCUUUUAUUUCUUUCUCUAAUGGCAUUGCUUUGUUUGGUCUAUCCCGAUAUGCUGCUUAAAUGUACAAAUUGGUGUGAAAAUUACUUUUUGGAAACUAUGGAACCAGUUCUUGAAUGUUUUGGGAUUCAGAUGUUUGCCGUCAAGUCAACUUCCCAGAGAAUGACAAAACCAUUUCUUGACUUUGUUUCCUACUUAUAUUCUUUACCCAGUACAUACUUUUAUUGAUUGUACAAUCUCGCACAGAAAUGCAUAUGGGGAUUCUAGGCCAAUGAGUUUUUAGAAUGAUCCAGCUAUAGAGAAAACUACCGUAUAUACUCGAGUAUAAGCCAAGUUUUUCAGCCCUUUUUUUAGGGCUGAAAUACCCCCCUCGGCUUAUA
Messenger RNA from Rana temporaria (common frog), 1490 nucleotides. It is a transcript of the gene TRIM59, whose product is annotated as tripartite motif containing 59. The transcript has 2 exons. The record is from RefSeq and is a predicted model, not a curated record. Gene Ontology annotation, molecular function: ubiquitin-protein transferase activity; zinc ion binding. Lineage: Eukaryota; Metazoa; Chordata; Amphibia; Anura; Ranidae. The coding region runs from base 139 to 1338 and encodes 399 amino acids. Gene Ontology annotation, cellular component: nucleoplasm; chromatin. Gene Ontology annotation, biological process: positive regulation of DNA-templated transcription.